UAGGAAGCACAGGCAAGUUUCUCUUCAGUAUCUUACUGAAUGAAGACUUUAGAGAACGGGCAAGAAGCAUCACAGAACAUACAGGGAUUCAUGUCUUGGAAUUUAGAACAUUCAGAACAUUUAGAACAUUUUGAAGAUGGAACAACUCGCACCCCUGAGACUUCCCAUGAAGAUAGCCAACAUUCCGUGGAGGAAUAACAAUCUGAGCCAGAUAUAUAAAGAGCCUCCCCUGUCGGAGAAGGGGGAGACUGUCAUUGGUCUUUACCUGAUAUUGCUUGGCAUACUGUCCUGGUUUGGGAACAGUAUAGUGAUAUUGGUGCUAUACAGACAGAGGGCUUCCUUCCUGCCUACAGACUUCCUUACUUUAAACCUAGCUAUCUCAGAUGCCAGCAUAUCUGUUUUUGGAUACUCCCGAGGGAUACUGGAGAUUUUUAACCUCUUCAGAGAUGACGGCUUCUGGAUCAACUGGAUCUGGACCUGCCAGGUUGACGGGUUCUUCACCUUACUGUUCGGCCUGGCCAGUGUCAACACCUUAACUGUCUACAGUGUCACCAGAUACAUCAAAGGCUGCCAUCCUAACAAAGCCUACUGUGUCAGUACGAGCACUGUCCUCACCUCCCUGCUGUUCAUCUGGGCCGGAGCCUUCUUCUGGUCUGUCACCCCCCUGUUGGGUUGGGGCAGCUACAGAGACCAGGGGUAUGGGUCCUGUGAGGUGGACUGGGCCAAGGCGAACUAUUCUACCAUUUACAAGUCCUAUAUCAUCUCCAUCCUUAUCUCCUGCUUCUUCGUCCCAGUGAUGGUCAUGGUCUUCUCCUAUGUCUCCAUCAUAAAGUCAGUAAGGUGCAACAAUGUCAUGUCACCUGACAUGUACCUGUCCUCCCGGCAGAGGAAAGUGGAGAGAGACAUCACACGGGUUUCCAUAGUGAUCUGCACAGCCUUCAUCAUGGCCUGGUCUCCCUAUGCAGUCGUCUCCAUGUGGUUGGCCUGUGGUAACCAUGUUCCCAGAAUGACAUCCAUCUUCACCCGUCUCUUUGCCAAGUCUGCCUCCUUUUACAACCCCUUGAUCUACUUUGGAAUGAGCUCCAAGUUUCGCAAGGACGUUGCAGCACUGUUUCCAUGUUCUGCUGAAGAAUCCAUCCAGAAAGAAGUGGUCCGCCUCAAGAACUUUCAGGAGCUCAACGAACUGAAGCCGGAAGAUCCAGAGGCCACAGUCCUUCCAGCGCUACCAGUGACUGUGGUUCCUUUAGGGAAGUAUACUAACAGGGAUGUGUUGGAGCCUGAUGGCGUAGGGGCUCAGGGUUCAGACUCAGAGAUGAAUGGAUCCCUACAUUCCCUGGUUUGUGUCACUCAAGACUCCCUGUACUACAUUCCCAAUGUGCCCCUCACCCCUCUACCCAGCAUGCAAUCUGAGACACAAAUGUACGUGACCGACAAUCUUUAAAAUGUCAUUGUCUGUCCAAAAUGCCAGAAUGUUCUCUACAUAGAAGACUUAUUUUGACCCUUAGGGGAUGAAUGGGGAAUUAUAUAGGGAACAGGGUGCUAAUAUAUAGGGAAUAGGGUGUCAUUAUAUAGGGUGGAGGGUUGAAUUAUGUAGGCAAUAGGGUGUCAUUAAAUAGACAAUAGGGUGUCAUUAAAUAGGCAAUAGGGUGUCAUUAAAUAGACAAUAGGGUGCCAUUGAGUAGACAAUAGGGUGCCAUUGAAUAGGCAAUAGGGUGCCAUUGAAAAGGCAAUAGGGUGCCAUUAAAUAGGCAAUAGGGUGUCAUUUCAGACAAAACAUUUCUGUCUCAUCUUCUUUGCUUCUGAUUUUACUUGAAUCAUACCAAUUACUUGAAUUAUUAUAGGAUUGUUGUAAAAAAAGAAAAAAAAUCCUCAGCUUGUGGGUAUUUAUUUAUCUUGGUGCGAAUUCAUUAAAUGUUUGCGUCAAAAUGUCAAAAUGUGCUUGGUUUUGUCAUUAAACCAUUUUACACUACUUAGAAUAAGUCAACUGUUAUAUUGUGUCUGUAUUGGCAGUGUCACUGUGUAUGAACCGUGUCACCACAGCAGUAUUUAUGUGCAGCGACGCUUGUGGGCAAGGUGAGUGGUGUUGUUCAAGUGGUCCUUUCGGUAACUGCCAGGGAAUGUGGGUAAUUCAGGAAAUAUGAACAAAACGAUCAGGCCGAGGAAGAAACACACACAGAGCCACACAUACAGAGUCACACACACCCACAAAGCCACACACACCACACACACACACACAGACGC
Esox lucius (northern pike) is the source of this 2241-nucleotide messenger RNA. RefSeq names its product visual pigment-like receptor peropsin. Lineage: Eukaryota; Metazoa; Chordata; Actinopteri; Esociformes; Esocidae. The transcript has 6 exons. The record is from RefSeq and is a predicted model, not a curated record. Gene Ontology annotation, biological process: G protein-coupled receptor signaling pathway. Bases 137 to 1441 code for a protein of 434 amino acids. Gene Ontology annotation, molecular function: G protein-coupled receptor activity. Gene Ontology annotation, cellular component: membrane.